Messenger RNA from Pecten maximus, 519 nucleotides. RefSeq lists its product as uncharacterized. NCBI's taxonomy places the organism in Eukaryota, Metazoa, Mollusca, Bivalvia, Pectinida, Pectinidae. Gene Ontology annotation, biological process: DNA integration; DNA recombination. Gene Ontology annotation, molecular function: DNA binding. The coding region runs from base 1 to 519 and encodes 172 amino acids. The transcript is spliced from 2 exons. The record is from RefSeq and is a predicted model, not a curated record.
AUGAAAAGCCUAUCAAAGCGAGGAUUACGCAAAAAAAAAAAGCAGGCGAACAUCAUUUCAGAAGAGCAAGAAAAACAGCUUUUGGACAAAGGUAUUUUUGGGGAGGACACACCUCAAGAAUUGUUGGAUACAGCUCUGUUCCAGCUAGGAGUGGCCAAGGAACAUCGUAGUCUUAAAUGUGGAGAACUAAGGCCAAAAGAUGGAAAAUGUGACGCUCUAUACCUUUGCCCCCAAAAAUACAUUACAGAGAGCUGCUGGUUUGCCGAUUCUCCUGUUGGAGUUUAUCAGAUACAACAAACAGUUAGUCGACUAUGUAAAACGGACGGAUUUAGUGGGAUUUUUUUUACAAAUCAUUCUCCGAGAUCAACAGUCGCUACAAUGUUAUACAAUGCGGGAGUUGAUUUGCAGCUUGUGGUGGAAAAGACAGGACACAUGUCGUCAGCAGUGCGAAAUCAUAAGCGUACCAAUGGCAUUCAACUCGCUAACGUUAGCGCUGCCUUACAAGGGGAAAAGUGUUAA